Molecule: messenger RNA, 5430 nt
Organism: Spinacia oleracea (spinach)
Lineage: Eukaryota; Viridiplantae; Streptophyta; Magnoliopsida; Caryophyllales; Amaranthaceae
Exons: 4
Coding region: 1-5430 (1809 amino acids)
Biological process (GO): DNA integration
Molecular function (GO): nucleic acid binding; RNA-DNA hybrid ribonuclease activity
Source: RefSeq, a predicted model, not a curated record
AUGGAUUUCUCACAGAAAGACGGUAAAAAAUCAAAGAAAAGUCAAGAAAAAGCAACAACCCCGCAACCGGCGACAACCUCCAAGUUCCAACCCUCACUUCUAAACCCCGCCCAUCCAUCACAAGCACAAUCAGUUAUAAGCCCAGCAACAAAAAACACCUCGAUACCGGCACGAAAGGAAUUCACAGUGGAGGACGAUGAUGAGUUAGAAAUAGAAAGCCCUGCCAGAGAGCAACCGAAAACUCCGCUGGAGCAGACGCUGCAGGAGCGCCUGUCUCCCCCUGUCGGAAAGCUACCAGCCUCGCAGCAGCUAGGGUCAGUCGGCAGUCUAAGAAAGACCAGGUCGGCGGUUCCCCAGUUACCUGUUAGGGAUCUCCUAACUGCCCUGAAUCAAGAAAACACCCCAGAAAAAAGAAAGCGCUCGGAUCCGGCGGAAACAGAAUGGCCUGAAACAGAGCAAGUCCCAAUCGCGGAAUAUGAGCGAAGAGCGCCGGUUCUACAGAUAGCUAGACGGCAGACAAUCCAGCCAAAGGAUUCUCCUCUGUGCCGAGAAAUCCUAGAAGAAAUGAUGGAAAGGAUAAAAAUCCCGACAGGGAGAUACGAUGGGACGACGGAUCCGGAGGAUCACUGCACCACAUUCGAACAGCACAUGAUGAUGUACACAGAUUCUGAUGCCAUGUGGUGCAAAGCGUCGUUUUUGUCACGGUUUGUGAGCAAACAGAAGAGAAAGAAAUCGUCGGGAGAGUUGAUGUCGUUCGCUCAAAGAGAUAGAGAGCCGUUAAGAGAUUAUCUCACCCGCUUUAACAACGAAUCAAUCACUAUUCCCAAUUUGCAGCAGGAGGUUGCUGUUCUGGCUCUGAUGAGGGGAAUGCAAGAGUGCGAAUUCAAGAAAUAUCUCAGCCGGAAGUCAUACACCAAUCUGGGUGACAUCCUGCACAAGGCCAAUGAGUACAUCAGGGGGGAUGAAAUGAUGAAGAUCUCCAAUGUGGUAGUGGCAACCGGCGGAAAUGUCGGGUACAAUCCAGGCUAUAAUCCGCAGGCGGAAAAAGGAGGAAACAAUUUUCAUCAGAGCAAUAAUCAGCAAGGGGCAGGCCAGAGAAACCAGAAUAACAGAAAUGUCAAUCCACAGGGGCAGAGAAGCCGACAAGACAGAAGGGAGUCCAGAGGACUCUUUGAUAACUACACUCCGCUGAACACACCGCGGACGGCAAUUUAUAACAUAAACAACAAGAUGGACGGCUGGAGAAGGCCGCCACCAAUGCAGAGUAGGGAAAGGAAUGUCAAGAAAUUCUGUGACUUCCAUAAUGAGCACGGCCACCUAACAGAGGACUGCAGAGACCUCAAAGACAACAUUGAGGAUAUGGUCAGAAAGGGGUAUUUUUCACAGUAUAGGGCGAGGCAAGGAAAUGGUAACAACAACUCGGUGGGGGGAAACCCUACCAAUUCAUACCGGCCACAACAGCAAAAUCAACAACAAUACCCUAGAAUCGAGCAGCCAUAUCAGCCGCCUAGAAUCGAGCAAAAACAGCCGGAAACCAGUGCCAGAGCAGAACAGAGGGAUGGCGGGAAAAAACCACCCGUGUAUGUAAUUUCUGGCGGUCCAGUCCACGGAGGGACAAUAAGCGGCGCCAGUAGAAGCUUGGAGGAACACAGGCAAAUGGUAAACUAUCAUAACACAAGAGUGUGGCCUAACCCACCCAGCAUACCAGUGAUGACGUUCUCGGAAUCGGAUUGCAGAGGCAUCAUUUUCCCGCAUGAUGACCCACUAGUUCUUACAAUUGAUAUAGCAAAUGCCGAUGUGAACAGAGUACUGGUAGACGGCGGCAGCUCAGAAAACAUCAUCUUCUGGGAAGCCUUUAAACAAUUGCACAUACCAGAGGACGAGCUUCAAAGGGUGAACUACCCAGUAAUCGGUUUCUCAGGAUCUACAGUGUACCCAGAGGGUAGUAUACGGCUGCCGGUGAAAAUCGGAGAAGGAUCUGAAAUGCGAGAUCUCAUGGUGGAUUUCCUAAUCAUUAAAGUACCAGCGGUCUACAAUGUGAUCAUCGGUCGCCCAUUCAUACAUGACGUGCAGGCGGUAGUCUCCACCUAUCACUUGACAAUGAUAUAUAUGUCGAACCUGGAAAGGCCGGCAAAGAUAAGGGGAAGUCAGUUGGCGGCAAGGUCCUGUUACUUGACUGCUUUGAGAACACCGGGAAGAAUGGUCCCAGAAGUAAACUUGACUACUGAGCCGGCAAGGCAGGAGGUACACUUGACUACCAAGCCGGCAAGACAAGAACAACUGCCAAAAAGGAAGAGCUGCACAAAAAGGGGUCGAACCGACCUGAACAUGGAACACUUUGAUGAGAGGCCGGUAUCAGCACCAAGACCAAUGCCAGAUGGUCUGACAGAAAAUAUCGAGCUGGAGGUUGGAAACAUGGAUAGAACAGUCGUGAUCGGUACAGAAAUGGGGAGUGACAUGAAGGUUAACCUCAUAAGCUUGCUGAGGGAGCACGCGGACAUCUUCGCAUUCUCGGCGGAUGAGAUGCCUGAUAUCGAUCCAGAGAUAAUGGUCCACCGGUUAAACGCCGACAGAAAUGUUAGGCCUGUACGGCAGAAAAAACGUAAUUUCUCCACGGAAAAAAUGACAGCAAUACAAGAAGAGGUGGAUAAACUGCUGGCGGCAGGUUUUAUUGAGCCAUGUGACUACCCUGAAUGGUUGGCAAACGUAGUAAUGGUAAAAAAGUCAAGUGGGUCAUGGAGAAUGUGCGUAGAUUUCACCAACCUUAACAGAGCAUGUCCGAAAGAUUUCUACCCAUUACCACGGAUUGAUAGGCUGGUAGACUCCACUAGCGGCCAUGCAAUGCUCAGUUUCCUAGAUGCUUUCUCAGGGUAUCAUCAGGUAAGCCUGCAUAAAUCAGACAGGAAGAAGGCGACCUUUAUCACGGAUGCAGGAGUUUUCUGUUAUAAGGCGAUGCCAUUCGGGUUGAAAAAUGCAGGGGCAACGUAUCAAAGGCUGGUCGACAAGGUGUUUGCCGACCAAAAAGGCAGAAACGUGGAGGUCUAUGUAGAUGACUCUAUCGUAAAAAGCCGGAAGGAGGAGGAUCAUGUUAGCGACCUCCGAGAAACUUUUGAAACUUUGAGAAAAUACAGGAUGAAAUUAAACCCAAAAAAAUGCGUCUUCGGAGUAAGGUCGGGAAAAUUCCUGGGUUGCUUGGUCAGCGAGCGUGGCAUAGACGCUAACCCUGAAAAAGUAGAAGCAAUCAUCAGUCUGCCGCAACCCAAGAGCGUAAAAGACAUACAGCGGUUGACAGGAAAAAUGGCCGCCUUAAACAGAUUUGUGAGCAAGUCGGCAGAUAAGCAAAUGCCCUUCUUCACAACCUUGAGGCAAAACAAGAAGUUCAAAUGGGGGCCGGCAGAGCAAGAGGCUUUUGAAGCUCUAAAAAGUCACCUAAAGAACCUGCCAACAAUAGCAAGGGCAAAAGAGGGCGGCAAAUUACAAUUGUACAUAUCGGCGUCGCCAAAAACAGUUGCAGCAGUACUGGUAGCCGAAACAGAAAACAAAGGGCAACAGCCGGUAUAUUUUGUGAGCCAUGUGCUAAACGGCCCAGAAACAAGAUACACGUUGGUGGAAAAAAUGGCAUAUGCAGUCCUCAUCGCGGCUAGAAAGUUAAGACCAUACUUUGAUAUGCAUACAAUCGAAGUGUUAACAAACUUUCCUCUCGAAAAAGCCAUCAGCAAGCUAGAUACAUCAGGCCGGUUGCUAAAAUGGGCAAUAGAGUUGUCCGAGUUUGACUUGGAAUUCCGGCCAAGAACUGCAAUCAAAGCCCAGGCAUUGGCGGACUUCAUAGUUGAAGCGUCAUACCAAGAAGAUGAAGUACAAGCUGAAGUAUGGGAUGUGUCAGUGGAUGGUUCAGCUGCACAGACAGGCAGUGGGGCUGGAAUAAUCAUGAAAUCGCCAACAGGAGACAUUUUUGAGUAUGCUAUAAAGUUUAUGUUCAACGCGUCAAAUAACGAGGCAGAAUACGAGGCAGCAAUUGCCGGCAUCCAAAUGUGCCUCGCAGCAGAUGCCAAAAGAGUAAUACUGACAACAGACUCCCAGCUGGUAGCAAGUCAAUUCAGCGGAGAAUAUGAGGCCAAAGAACCUUCAAUGGUCAAAUACCUGGAGAAGUUGAGGUCGGUGUCGGCUCAGCUAGAGAAAUUCAGCAUUAAUCUGGUACCCCGAGCAGAAAACACACUGGCAGACGCACUAUCAAAGUUAGCAAGUUCAAAUGUCGCCGACUUGAAAAGAACAGUCAUGAUGGAAGUCAUGAAUAAGAGAAGUACGGAGUCGGAGGUAAUACGGGUCAUGGCCAUCACAACUACCUCAGAAUGGUACGAUAAUAUCCAAACAUACAUACAGACUGGAGCCCUACCAGCAGAUUUAGCAGAAGCCAAAAAGACAAAAAGGGACUCGGUUUGGUACAUCAUCCUGUGGGGACGGUUGUACAAAAAGUCAUUUAGCCUGCCAUUCUUAAGGUGCCUGACAGCAUUCGAGUCAGCAAGGCUGAUCGAAGAGAUGCACGAAGGAACACGUGGGAACCAUGCCGGUGGAAAACCCCUUGCCAUCAUCUGUCAAAGGCAAGGCUAUUACUGGCCAACAAUGUUAGAAGAUUGUCGAGCUUAUGUAAAAAAGUGCGAGAAAUGUCAAAAGUUUUCAGCUGUGAUAAACUUGCCAGCCAAUGAUUUGAUGCCCAUUCUGAACCCAAUCCCAUUCGCACAAUGGGGAAUGGAUAUUGUUGGACCAUUCCCAAUGGCGGCUGGAGGGCGCAAGUUCUUAAUAAUAGCAGUGGACUACUUCACCAAGUGGAUAGAAGCAGAGCCGGUAGCAAAAAUAACGGCAAACCAGAGCAAUGGGCAAGCAGAGGCGGCGAAUAAGCAAAUCCUGGCUGCACUGAAAAAGAAGCUAGAAGACUGUAAAGGCAAAUGGGCAGAUCUUAUGCCAGAAAUUCUGUGGUGCAACAGAACUGCUAUCAAGGAGGCUACCGGCGAGAGUCCAUUUAAAUUAAGCUUCGGGUCUGAGGCUGUCAUACCGGCAGAAAUGGCUCUGCCAACCAUGCGAAUCCAGCAUUACGAUGAGGAGAGAAACGAUCAGCUGCUGCGACAUCAGUUGGAUUUCAUGCCAGAAAUCCGCAUGAAAGCAGAAAUCAGUUCGGCAGCAUACAAAAGCAGAAUGAGCAGAGCAUACAACAAGAAAGUGAAACACCGGCCUCUAGGAGUAGGAGACCUGGUACUGCGGAGAACGGCGGCAACAGGAAAAGGAAAUGCUCAAGGAAAGCUGACAGCCAAUUGGGAAGGACCAUACCAGAUAUGGGAGGAAAUUGUUCCUGGAUCAUACCGGUUAAUGCAAAUGGAUGGUACCGCGCUCAAGAACUCCUGGAACGCCAGUACUCUUAGAAAGUACUAUGUUUGA